Chara braunii is the source of this 1072-nucleotide messenger RNA. The record is from the annotation of a GenBank genome assembly. Lineage: Eukaryota; Viridiplantae; Streptophyta; Charophyceae; Charales; Characeae.
UGACGGCAUCCUCCGCUCCUCCCGCGCCUUGGUUUUACAUGUCAAUUGUCAUUGAUUACAUCUGUUUGAGAGUUGGAGGGCGACUGUUACCUCUCUGAUUUGCCACAAAGAAUGGAGGCGGUACACACACCCCCGGCGGAUCAAGAUAUGGGAAUUCAGAAUGAUAGAGCUCCAGUCCCAAAUGAUAACUAUCUGGAAGACGGGCAAGUGAAAGAAAUGGUGAGGGCGUGUCAUGAACACGACAUCCUUCCAGCAAAUAUUGAUGGAGGCACCAUGGAGGUGAAUGGCAGAGAAGUCACCUUCGUGCUCAACAGUUUGAUUGAUGAGUUGAAGGUGAGGUGGCUAAAAUCCAGAACAAUUAUGGUGAUAUCUCGAGAGGGAGCUAGAUUUCUUCCAAGAAGAGUCAAAGAAGACGUCAUCCGUGCCUAUGAAGAUGGGUGGAUAAGAGACGAUGCCUUUGGAGCGAGCUUCAAGCGUGGCAGAAUUAAAGUAGAGUCUACGAAUAUCGCCUCGUAUAUUCCCAAGGCACAAGAAGUUACCGACUGGAUGCUAGCGAAGAAGACGGAUUUUUUCGACUUGGCGGGGACGACGUACUGGACCGACUUCAAGCCGUGGAUGACCAGAGUGGAAGCGAGAGACUGGAGGAAGACUAUCGAUGAGAGCAUCUUUUGGGUUGUGGCGAUUGGAGUACCUCUGGAUGAGAUGGUCUUCUUGCAGGACCACGUAGAAAGGGCGAUUGGAAGAAUAGUCAAAGCCCACAUCCCAGAAGCUGACGAGACCGACCCCAAGCUUGUUAACCUUCGCUUCGACAUCGACCCGAGUAGGAAAGAGUACAUGAAGGACAAAAUCUGGGUGAAAACCUGCCAAGGAGACCUGAUGGAGGUAAGGAUGGCAAGUGCGGACAGUGAAUGGUGUAAAAGGUCCUACUUAGAUCCAACCGACAGGCGUCUUGCCCAUGAAUGGGCAGGCUUAAAGUCGCCACAUGGAAUAUCCGUGGGUUAGGGGACUCGAAUGGUAGAAUUAAACGAGGCCGCCUAAAAAGUUGGAUCCAUGAUAAAAAGGUCGACAUCGU